AGGAGAGGGAGGAGUGGAGUGCAUACCUUCAGUUCUCGCCACCUUCUCAGUUCGACGACUCUUACGACUCAGUGUGGUCGUUCGUGUUGCUGCUCGUGUGUCCCUAUGCCUUUUGGAACGACGUAACGAUCUCCCUUUGUUGGCUAGGAGCAGACGGCCAAUUGAGGCUAUGGACAGGGCAGAGGCGGCCGGAGCUGAGUCGGCGGCAUGGUCAGUGGUGAUGCUGCUGAUGGCUCUGGUGGUGGUGGGUGUGCCGGCAGCAGACCUUAGUGAGGCGUGCCCGGGCAGCAGCUGGCUAAAAAGUGACGAGACAGGCAGCUGGUUACCUUCUUCCUCCGAAGAAGUGAGCACAAGCCGUGGACAUGUCCCAACUAUUACUACCAUGACAUGGGCCGCCCUCAGGGAGGAGGCUAGCAAAGUUGAUUUGGAACUGCCACAGGAUGGUCUUCCUUUGCCUAUGCUGACUUGCAACAUGCUUGCUCCCCCUUGUCAGCACGCCGAGAUCUCCAGCUUCCCCUGCAUGAUGGAGAGGCAGCGAGCCCUGUGCGUAACGGUGGGUAGGACGUGUGGGGCUGUGACGGUCAUCACGAAGGAGCCGAUGAGUUGUUGUUGUGCGAGGAGGAACAAUACCAUUGACAUAAGUCUGCAAAACACGUGUCCUUUUUCCAUAGAACGCACUGCAGGAAGAGCAAGAAGUGAAGGAAGUGAAGAAGGACUAGGGGAGAGACGAGGAAGGAAAGAACACACCUCUCGAUCAUCUGGCCUGCCUUCAUUGCAAGGAGAUCCGCCUGACAUUGACGACUACGAGGCUGUGGACAACACAACCAGCAGUGAGCGUGUGGAGGACUUAGGGGAGCUAACUGAAGAACAAAUGAAGGAAUCAACCGUUUUGGAGGACAUCAUUGCCGCCCUUGUCUUCCUCUUCGUCGGAGCUGUUUUAGUGCUCAUCAAAAGCCGAGUCUUUAGAUUAACAAAGAAGAAGCAACAAGAGGAGAGAGAAGUGGAGAGCCAAGAGACACUGGUGGACGAGACGAUAAUAUGACCCUCGAGAUGAUCUGGUCACUGGUGUUGUGUCUCAAGCAUUCACGUGUCAUACCACUGUGACUGAGAGAUUUGUGCUGUCACUUUCAUGGCAAAGAUCAAAGCCAGUGUUGGAUUACCGAGCCAUGACCUUGGAUAUGUUGUGUUGUCGCAGUGCUUGUUGCUACUUAACAGAGAGAGAAAAUGAUUAGAUUGUGUGCUUAACCAUAGCUCUCCAGUCGCUGAUCAUUUGUUGAGUGGCUUUGCUCGUCAAGAAAAUGAAUUGAAAGGACUUGGAUUCUUGGUGAUAAGUUGCUAAUUUGCUGACGGCGAAAGAAAUCGUCACACACACACACACACACACACACACACACACACAGCCAAGGGUGACGGGAGUAGGGUGGUCGAAUUAAGUGAGGCUACGAACGUAAUGACUGGAGCAAUUUGACAGGCCUUUGAAGCCCUGGAAAAAAUAUGUACGUAUAAAACUGUGUAAGCAAAUCAACAGGACUUUGAUCUCUCGGUCCACCAGAUAAUGAUUCAUCAACCUCAUCAUACUCGCACUCCACGCCUGUAUUGAUGAGACUAGAUGUAGUUUUUUAUUUUCUGUAUUUCUGUCAUGUAUAUUUGUUCCACAUUUUUCCCCUUGACAUGUAAUAUUUUGUGGUUAUGUAGUGUAAAUAGAUUUUGUAUAUUUAUUGAUUACGAAAACGAUCAAAGUGAA
Messenger RNA from Portunus trituberculatus (swimming crab), 1744 nucleotides. RefSeq lists its product as uncharacterized. NCBI's taxonomy places the organism in Eukaryota, Metazoa, Arthropoda, Malacostraca, Decapoda, Portunidae. The record is from RefSeq and is a predicted model, not a curated record. The transcript has 3 exons. The coding region runs from base 170 to 1042 and encodes 290 amino acids.